GACUAUAAUACUGGAGUACGUGUCCAACAUUUCCUUUCGGGAGGAUUUUAGUUUGUACAAUUCUUUGCGUUAGAUUUUAUACCGUAAUUUGGGACAGGUAGCUAGAGCGUCGUUUAUGAUUAGUUGGAUUAGAAGAAACAAAAUGAAGGUGUUCGUAGGUUUUGCAUGUGUUGCUGUGUUAAUCGUUUUUUUCAUGUUCCCUAAUGAAAUUGAUGCGAAAAAAGGACCUCUCAUCACGGACAAGGUCACCUUCAAAAUUUCUAUUGGAGGUAAGGAACAAGGUGAAAUCGUCAUUGGAUUAUUCGGAAAGACUGUACCAAAAACUACAAAAAACUUUGUGGGAUUAGCUAAAAGAGAGAAAGGAGAAGGGUACAAAGGAUCGAAAUUUCACAGAGUAAUCAAAGAUUUUAUGAUACAAGGAGGUGAUUUUACAAAGGGUGAUGGCACUGGAGGUAAAAGUAUUUAUGGAGAUAAGUUUGAGGAUGAAAACUUCAAAUUGAAACAUUAUGGACCUGGAUGGUUGAGCAUGGCUAAUGCAGGACGUGAUACAAACGGGUCUCAGUUCUUCCUCACUACAGCGAAAACGUCCUGGCUUGAUGGAAAGCAUGUUGUCUUUGGUAAAGUUAUUUCUGGAAUGGAUGUUGUCAAGGCAAUUGAGCGUGUAAAAACUGAUAGCAGAGAUCGACCCGUAGACGAUUGUGAGAUUGUUGAUGCUAGUCAUGAAGAAGUCAAGGAGCCAUUUGCUGUUGCUAAAGAAGGAUCAAAGUAGGGGGGUAGUUUUCACACUUCCUUCUAUAAAGAAGCAUGAACUAACUUUUUUGACAUAAAAAUGGUCAUUGAAAGGUUGUUCCAUGGAUCUAUCAGUUCAAUAUUUCUGUUGCCCAAAGGUACUUUUUCCAAAUUGAUGAAUCACAUUUGAAGCAUAGUGCUAUUCCAGUUAAUUCAGUUUUG
Styela clava is the source of this 951-nucleotide messenger RNA. The record is from RefSeq and is a predicted model, not a curated record. NCBI's taxonomy places the organism in Eukaryota, Metazoa, Chordata, Ascidiacea, Stolidobranchia, Styelidae.